GAGGAAGGUGAAAUCCUUGAGCUAAGGUUCUCCAGGCUGACUGAAGCUUGGGGCCAAGGACAAUAAGGGCCUGAACUCUAUCUAGACCAAGGCAUGGUUCCCCAUAAUCCAGGCGGCCCUCUGGACACGUGAGAUUAUCUGGAUCAAGUGGACAUCAGCCAACCGGUUCCCCAUGAUCUAGACCCAUGCUCAGAGCCAUCUUGAAGGCUGGAACCCCACUACUCUCCUCUACCUGUUCUUUAAGGUGGAAUAUUAAUUCUGGAAACCAGCAAAGACAGAGAACAGGUGUCAGCAGCUCCAGGAUGUGGCAGUUCAGAAUCUUCCUGCUGUUCGCGUCCACCUGGGGGAUUUCUGGCGUAUCAGCCCAUCCCGACCCAGUGUUCUCCAGCAGCGAGGGUGCCCACCAGGUGCUUCGGGUCAGACGAGCCAACAGCUUCCUGGAGGAGGUGCGGGCAGGCAGCCUGGAGCGGGAGUGUAUGGAGGAGAUCUGUGACUUCGAGGAGGCCCAGGAGAUUUUCCAGAAUGUGGAAGACACACUGGCCUUUUGGAUCAAGUACUUCGAUGGUGACCAGUGCUCAACUCCGCCCUUGGACCACCAAUGCGACAGCCCAUGCUGCGGCCAUGGCACAUGCAUCGACGGCCUGGGCGGCUUCAGCUGCAGCUGCGAUAAGGGCUGGGAGGGCAGGUUCUGUCAGCAGGAGAUGGGCUUCCAGGACUGUCGGGUGAAAAAUGGCGGCUGCUACCACUACUGCCUGGAGGAGACCAGAGGGCGGCGCUGCGCUUGCGCCCCGGGCUAUGAGCUGGCAGAUGACCACAUGCACUGCAGGCCCACCGUGAAUUUUCCGUGUGGGAAACUGUGGAAGCGGACUGACAAGAAACGCAAGAACUUCAAACGGGACAUAGACCCAGAAGACGAAGAACUAGAACUAGGUCCAAGGAUAGUCAAUGGAACACUAACAAAGCAGGGUGACAGUCCCUGGCAGGCGAUCCUUCUGGACUCCAAGAAGAAGCUAGCCUGUGGAGGGGUGCUCAUCCACACCUCCUGGGUGCUGACGGCAGCCCACUGUCUGGAGAGCAGCAAGAAGCUUACCGUGAGGCUUGGUGAGUAUGAUCUGAGACGCAGGGACCCCUGGGAGUUGGACCUGGACAUCAAGGAGGUCCUCGUCCACCCUAACUACACCCGGAGCAACAGCGACAACGACAUCGCCCUGCUCCGCCUGUCCCAGCCAGCCACACUCUCUAAAACCAUAGUGCCCAUCUGUCUGCCGAACAGCGGCCUGGCGCAGGAGCUCAGUCAGGCUGGCCAGGAGACGGUGGUGACAGGCUGGGGCUAUCAAAGCGACAAAGUCAAGGAUGGCAGAAGGAACCGCACCUUUAUUCUCACCUUCAUCCGCAUCCCUUUGGCCGCUCGAAAUGACUGCAUGCAGGUCAUGAACAACGUGGUCUCGGAGAACAUGCUCUGCGCCGGCAUCAUUGGAGACACGAGAGACGCCUGCGACGGCGACAGUGGGGGACCUAUGGUGGUCUUCUUUCGGGGUACCUGGUUUCUGGUGGGCCUGGUGAGCUGGGGUGAGGGCUGUGGGCACCUCAACAACUAUGGCGUCUACACCAAAGUGGGUAGCUACCUCAAAUGGAUCCACAGCUACAUAGGGGAAAGGGAUGUUUCCCUGAAGAGCCCGAAGCUGUAGCAUCCCUCCCUGCUCAUCUCUGGGGCCCAGAGGUCACUCUUAGAAUAAGGCUGGGCUAGUGAGUACCAAGACAGGGGACAUUAAAGGGGCAAGCAACACCUGA
Messenger RNA from Rattus norvegicus (Norway rat), 1791 nucleotides. RefSeq names its product protein C, inactivator of coagulation factors Va and VIIIa (gene Proc). Gene Ontology annotation, biological process: negative regulation of blood coagulation; proteolysis; blood coagulation. Gene Ontology annotation, molecular function: calcium ion binding; peptidase activity; serine-type endopeptidase activity. NCBI's taxonomy places the organism in Eukaryota, Metazoa, Chordata, Mammalia, Rodentia, Muridae. The record is from RefSeq and is a predicted model, not a curated record. Gene Ontology annotation, cellular component: Golgi apparatus; extracellular region; endoplasmic reticulum.